UUGUUAUGGAUACUUGGGAAGAACAUAUUUGCAUCUGAAACCAUUGUCCACAAAAAGGAUCCAGAUGGGCCAAGAAAAUAAUUUGUCAAUUAGUGUGAAAAUGUGCGAAUACGGGAAAAAUUAAUCACAUUGGGGCUCCGGGUGCAGGGCUGUUAGUUUUUUUGUUUUUGUUUUUGUUUUUGUUUUUUUCCGCCAAAGGAAUGAGAGCUCUUGUCACUGGGCAAAGCCUUCCCAGACUGGUCACGGAGAGCACUGUGCGUGCGUACAGAUGCCUGCUGGUUGCCAUGGUGAAUGAUGCUGAUCUGCAGAGAUGAAUAACGUGAGCGUUGGGGGCGACAGUGGGAUUACUCAGUGGUGAGAGAGACAUCGAGAAGAGCCCAGAGUGGAGGAGGGAGAAGGGACCAUUCCCUCCGCGUUGGUCCACCCGGCCCCGGAGGGCAGAGCUCUCACCAGAUACACUGCAAGCAGCAGAAUCAGGAUGAACAUCGAGGUCGGGAACGUUUCCUAUACGGGAGCCAUCAUCUCCUGGUCGUCCUCAGAGCCGUGCCUGGAGGACUACUACCACGUCAUGUACAGGCCCAACUGGAACAGCAUCUUCUCUGGCUAUCUUCGCUACAGCUUCCACCACGAGGAGAAGGUGCCUCGAACCAUCAGCUCCGUGGUGCUGGAACACCUGGCUCCUUCCACUCUGUACUUCCUGUGCAUCAGCUGUAAGAAGGUCGCCUUCCCCUACAGGCAUUAUUGCACCAUGUUCCACACCCUGGAUAAGAGUCCGCUGGCUGCUGGAAGCUCGCUGGUGGACCCCCAGAUUUCCCUCUGGGUGCUGAUGUCCAUCCUGCUGGCUUGCUUCACUGCUGUCUUGGCCUUCAUCUGCCUCCAGUUUUGGUGCAUCCGUUGCCAUGAGCCUCGAUGGUCUUACAGAGCUGGCCACAUGGAGGAAGCCAAUGGUUUGGUGAGAUGGCCGGAGGAAGCCCCAGCUCUUGGUCAGAGGGAAGACGAGCUUCCGGGGCUCCCCCUGGUGGAACUGCCACACAAGCAUUCUGGCGCUGGAGCAGACGCAGAAGCUGCAGCCAACCAAGAUGGCCCCUUGGAUGGGGGAGACUUCCGGGGGGAGGGUGGUGAUCAACACGUAGUACCACCUCGCUGCGGGGAGUGAGAGUAGGGAGGGACGGCCCUCAUCUUGCAGCCCAAAGCCCUGUGCACCGUAGGGCUUUUGUAAAAAUUGUGUCCAAAGACUACUCCAUCUCUAUCCUCAAACGUCAGUGCCUCGUGGGUCCCCUGGGCUGGAGGAAGGCUGAUGGGAAAGCUUCCCACACUGGAGAACACUUAUCCUGGCCCCGUGUGCCAAGGCUGGGACAUGCGUUUCUGCAGCAGUGUCCGUGCAGGGGGCCCACUUGGGAACUGAAAACAUCAUCUUAACAUUGGAACAAACAUGUACAUAUCCUAGAGUAGAAAAUAGAAACCUGCAUGACUUAGGAAAAACCCAAUCUUGGAGGAAGUGUUGGAGUGGCACAUGGGCUCCUGGAGCUAGGGUUUCAGAGGGCUGCAGUUCAUGUUCCGCAUUCUCUGCCACUGAGGGCACUGUUUUGGGCAAAGUGUAAAACUUACUCUAGAGCAUUUCCCAGAUCCCAGGCAACUCACACCACCUCAUACCCCAUCCGUAUCUUCUUUGAGCCAUAAACAACCUCUGACGAUUAACACUGCUCUCUGAACUGACUCAUUUUUAAAAUGUAAACUUCAUUUAGACUGUAGUAUUAUUACAUACAUGAAAAUGAGUACCACCUGCCUGCUAUAGAUAGGAAGAGAUAUAAACAUUAAUAUAACAAAAACAAAACAGUACUAAAUGUGACUUAGCUGCUACUGUCUGCCAAUGACUCUGAGCUUAAGAUCUUCUGGUCUCUUGUCUUUGAUUAAAAGGGGGAUUAUCCAUGGGUGGGGAGGUAUUAACAACAUAUUAGCACUUAAGUCUUCCUCCUGGAUGUCUCGUCAGGCUUGAAAGAGAAUUAACAAGGGAGGUGCUGUGUGUGUGUGCCGCAUGCACGGUCAGCUUCCCUUGAUUGGAAGGAACCACCAAGAGCUGACUGGCUGCUCUGGAGAUGUUUGAUUCUCCCCACAGCAUCCCAGAGGCCUUCCAGCGCCCCCUAUGGAUGCGAGUGGUAGCACACACUGGUGAGUUACGCCUGUCUAUCCAUAGCAGGGCUUUUUCUAUCAUUGUUGUGCUCACUGAGUCAGUUCCUCUUUUAGGUCCAUCUGUGCUUAUUUUUUCUUUUUAAAUGGAAUCAAAAGUGGCUAUUUUUAUUCCACCAGGAAGAGACAUGUUGGCCUUGCUUUUGGUUGUUGACACAUCUCACCCCUUUAGUGGCAUUCUUUCUUCUCCCAUACAGAGCCCAAGGUAAGGGAGAACUCUCCUACACAUCCUGUGGUUCUGGUGAGACACUGUGCACAUUGUUUCCACACUCUCACCAUGGCUGUAGAAAUGGAAAUCCAGGAGGGCAGAGCUUAUGUUUGGCCCCUGAUGUGGCUUCAUCAUUUGGAAUCCAGCCCUGCGCUUGGCCUACAGUGGGUGUUUAACAAAUGGGAGGGAGUGAAGGUCUAGGCCAGGGGAGGGUUUGGGAAGGUGUAGUUAGCUUUAGGAUGUGCAUGUGUGCACAAGAGCAGCAGAGAGACGAGAGCAGGCCUGUCUCAGCUCUAGCUCCAGCCAUCUGCGAUUUCCUUUAAAGCUCUACUUUCCAACUUUGUUCUGUCUGCAAAUCCCUUGUGUUCACGGAGCACAAAAUCCAAGAAUCACAGUAUGACACUGCAACUAAUCAGCUGAGAAGCAGGAGUAGCUGGGAGCCCAAGGCGAGAGGCCGCGCAGACCCAUCUUCCUGCCUACUCUGAUGCAUGUUCAACAGCUCCGGCUCAGCAUCCGGCCCCCGCCCGUCUGUGUGCAUCCCACCUCUGCUUGUGGUGAGCAAAUAAAGAUGAAUAUACUCGCA
Messenger RNA from Oryctolagus cuniculus (rabbit), 2978 nucleotides. It is a transcript of the gene FNDC9, whose product is annotated as fibronectin type III domain containing 9. NCBI's taxonomy places the organism in Eukaryota, Metazoa, Chordata, Mammalia, Lagomorpha, Leporidae. The record is from RefSeq and is a predicted model, not a curated record. Gene Ontology annotation, molecular function: protein binding.